Exophiala oligosperma is the source of this 2808-nucleotide messenger RNA. RefSeq lists its product as uncharacterized. NCBI's taxonomy places the organism in Eukaryota, Fungi, Ascomycota, Eurotiomycetes, Chaetothyriales, Herpotrichiellaceae. The transcript has 2 exons. The record is from RefSeq and is a predicted model, not a curated record. The coding region runs from base 112 to 2652 and encodes 846 amino acids.
UACUACCAGACAUCUCCCUUCAGUCAGUUUUGUCCUCGUCGGGCGAGUGGUGUCUUUGGAGGAAGUUUUCAUAUACUUGCAUUGUUCUUCACACACACAAUCCUCCUCAUCAUGCGGCUGGUUUCCGCAUGGGCAGUGCUGGCAGCUGUCCUCCCCGCCGUUGUCGACUCUUCUCGCUUGACUCCCCCCGUCCUGCCUCUGGUGGUGCGAAACCCGUACCUGAGCACAUGGCUGCAGAAUGCAAGAGACCCGCCGUGGGAGAGGUGGCCCAUGUUUUGGACUGGUCAAGAAAUCGGCUUUUCCGUCCUCGCCAGUGUCGCGGAGCCGCGAACGGUUUUCCCUCUGAUGGGAAGACCGCAGGACUCGCUGCGGAGCGAGGGUGACAACUAUACGGUCUCUUAUCCCAUAUACCAUGGCGCCCAGUACGAUGCUUCGACCACCAACCUGUCCUAUUCGCUUCCUCUUCCAUCGUCAUCAUCUGCGUCGAGCCGUAUAGAAAUUACGCUGUCGUUCUUGUCCCCUAUCACCCCUACUUCUACUGUCCGACAGUCUGUGCCAGCGAGUUAUUUGACUGUCUAUGUAUCCGGCAAUGUGGGUGUUGAUAUCUACGUCGACCUGAACGGCCAGUGGGUGAGUGGGGACAGAGGCAGCAAGAUAGUCUGGGGACUUGACCAGAGACCAUUGGAUGGUAUGGGCAAAGGCUUCAAGACAUGGCAGUUCCGGAGGGAGGUUGAGCAGCUAUUCACUGAGUUUCAAGAUCGUGCCGAAUGGGGUACCCUGCACUUCUCUGCUCCUGGGAAUGUUCGACAUGAGGUCGGCACAUCUGCCCUUCUGAGGCAACGCUUCUCAAGGACCGGAACCCUUCAGAAUGCUGUCGACAAUAACUUCCGCUCCAUCAUGGACCAGGAACCGGUCUUUGCUUUCUCAAAGAGCUUCCCGAUGAACCACAGCACAGCAUCUACCCACCAGGAUAGCGUCACCUUCACAAUUGCCCACAUCCAAGAUCCUGUGGUACAAUUCGCUGCUGCGCGGGGACUGACAUUCAUGCGACCUCUAUGGGAGUCCUAUUUCCCAACCGUCGAUCAACUCCUCACAUUCCACUAUCUGGACUUCCAUUCGGCAAAAGAACUGGCGUCUAACUAUUCUGCGCAGCUAGCCAUUGAUGCUUACAAGUCCGGAGCUGAAGAUUACGUCGACAUUGUUGCUUUGUCUGCUCGACAAGUACUGGGUGCGACGAGUUUCUCCGGCACUCCUGACAAUCCGAUCCUGUUCUUGAAAGAAAUCUCUUCCAAUGGAAAUUUCCAAACCAUCGACGUCAUCUUCCCUGCUUUCCCUUUCUUCUUGUACACCAAUCCUAGAUGGCUUGGCUACGUGCUUGAACCUCUAAUCGAGCACAUGCUGAGCGGGCAAUAUCCCAACAAGUACGCCAUGCACGACCUGGGUACUCAUUUCCCCAAUGCAACUGGUCAUCCGCUUGGGCGGGAUGAAUACAUGCCGGUAGAGGAAUGUGGAAACAUUCUCAUCAUGGGCCUAGCAUUGGCAAACUCGCUCAAGAAUGGCGGCAACACUUCAGUCUCGGCCACUUGGCAACCCAUGGAUGGAGUGCCAACGCCAAAGUCGUCAAGCGAUAGCCUCGCGCCUCUGUCGGUCGGUACCCAAGGCGGUCUUUCCUACAUUGAUGACGCAUAUGUAGGCCAAUCCGAAAGUAUCCGCAAAGCUAAGAAAUGGGUGAGCAAGAGUUAUCGGUUAUGGAAGCAGUGGACUGGUUAUCUGGUUGAAUUCUCCUUGGAACCGCAUAACCAGCUAUCGACGGACGAUUUUGCGGGCUGGUUGGCACUACAGACUAACCUUGCCUUGAAGGGAAUCAUCGGUAUCAAAGCAAUGGCAGGCUUGUCUGAGCUCGUCGAGAACCACGAGGACGCAAAAGUCUACAAUAAUAUUUCCAAGGUUUACAUCGCCAGAUGGGAAGAGCUGGGUAUCUCGCGGGACAAGACUCACGCCAAACUCGCGUACAACUGGUACGGUUCCUGGACGACUACGUAUAAUCUAUAUGCCGAUAGCCUGCUGUGCUUCCACCUCGGCAACAACAGUUCGUCUGAGCAUGAUGUGGUCGACAGCGUACCGAGCAGCAUCGGCGGUCGCUACGAAUACCAGAACCCACUGAAAAAGGGCAAGGGUAUCCAAGGUGACAAGGAUGGGUUUGUGCCCAAACACGUCUAUCAACUUCAGAGCGACUGGUACUGGGCCGUGCGGCAAAAGUACGGUCUGCCUCUGGACUCGAGACAUUUGUACACCAAGACCGAUUGGGAGUUCUUCGCCAUGAGUGUCGCGGCGCCCAAGGUGCGCGCCGGGAUUCUACAGAGCGUGGCAAAAUGGGUCAACGAGACUGCCACGGACCGUCCAUUGACCGAUCUUCACAUGACCGAGGGCCGCGGGGGGUUCCCCGGCCCCAACUUCUUUGCGCGUCCCGUCGUGGGUGGCCAUUUCGCCUUCCUCACCCUCGGGCAAGCGUGUGACGGAAAGGCGAUGGACGGCUUGAAGUUUUUGGAUGAUGCCGUGACAAAGGAAGACUCUGGAUUGCUGGAUGUCCCGAGUAUCUUGGAUAGAGAGAGACUCGAGUAUGAGGCCGAGUGGGGAGGUUUGGAACUGUGAAGGAAUUUUGUGCCGAGGACGUGAUAUACGUACCGAAACUAGCUACUGAGGCAUAUAUGGACCUUGAGUGGUAUGAUUUCGUCAAGUUGUCCCUCUGUGGCUGUAUAUGUCUAUAGGGAGGUAUAUACGAAUAUUUAUCGUCUAUCACAGUCACAA